Messenger RNA from Brassicogethes aeneus, 950 nucleotides. Lineage: Eukaryota; Metazoa; Arthropoda; Insecta; Coleoptera; Nitidulidae. The record is from the annotation of a GenBank genome assembly.
UCGGUCGUCAAACGCGACAUAACCUUUAAACACUCUUAUUGCCUUAUAAAUGAGGUUAUUCAAAACAAGAUAAAAGCAAAAAAAUCUGAAGAAGAAGAACUAUGAGGGAAACACAAGAUUACAUAGAUUUCUCAAUAACAUCAUGGUUGGAUAAAUUUAAAUCGGUUACAUUAAAAACAGUUAUUAUUGAUAUACCUAUAGAUGUGUGGAUUAAAGUAUCUGACGGUGAUAAAAUUCAUGAAAUUACAGAGUCGUUGCCGCUAGAGCUUAAAAAUCAAAUCAAAAAUGUCAUAAAAACAUUCAACAAUAAAGCGUUUGUCAAAAACAACUGGCACGCCCCUACUGAUGCAAAAUUAUUUAGCCUGGGAAAUAUUUUGCAAGUCGAUCGUUGUGAGGAUAUAUUUAUGUUUUUAACUAUGUCAACAAUUGUACAGAGAGAUUUGGAUUAUAUUGAAAUGGAGAAUAUUGAAGGAUUGGAAUUUUGUAUUGCUUUAAAAGAAUGGAAAAAUAUACAUCCUGCAUCUGAAUUUCGGUGCAUAGUUGUUGGAAAUGUUCUUAGGGGAAUCACACCCAGAGAUUGGCCAACUUUUUAUGCCCAUUUUAAUGAAGAAGGGCCCCAAAUCAUUAAAAAAACCAGAGAGUUUUUUAAUGAGCAUAUUAAAACGAAAUUUCCCAGGGAAAACUAUAUUUUUGACAUUGUUAUGUCUUUUUCGGAUGGUAUUUAUUUGCUGGAUUUUUCUCCUUUAAAUAGAAAUACUGUCUUAUAUGCAUUUAGCUGGAGUGAAAUUCAACCAUUAUUAAAUAAAGAACCUGAAGAUGUAGCCCCUGUGUUUCGUUUUUUGGAAAAAGAUAUAGGGUUAAGACCAAAACAACUGUUACAUCAAUUAAUUGCUGCCCAAACAAACUAAUAUUGUAUUUUAUAUACCUAUAUUGUAUUUUAUAUACCUAUA